GGGCCCUCAGAACUGUCUGUCUCAUUUUCCCUUCGCUGAAAGCUUUGCGAUUGAGGAAGCAACAUAAGCUGUCUUAACAGGGAUGAUUUGAUGGUUGACUCACGUCACAUCUCAGUAUUUCCUUGAUCGGACAGGGUUCUGUCAAAAGCACUGCUCAUGCACAGGAACUCAUUCAUUUCAGUCUGAGACUGAGUGGAGCGGAGGGCAGAGCAGCUACCCAUUUGAUUGAUCAGCAUGUGUCGUCCGUGUGAUUCAGCUUGUGUCUCGGCCUUUGGGACUAGAUUGAAUACCACCGUUAGUGGGACGAUGAUGGAACUAGGAGUUAACACCAGUGGGGUUGAUGUAAACGGCAACUGUGAGAUCCAUGACGGCAUCCUGUCUCCUGCCUUACCCAUUCUCUACUCAAUAAUCUGCUUCUUCGGCCUGGUCAGCAACACCAUGACCAUAUUUGUGUUCUUCCUGAAGAAGCACUCCGACUCAUCUAUGGCUGUGUACCUGAGACACCUGGCCAUAGCUGACUUCCUGUUGGUGCUGUGUCUGCCUAUGCGGGUCUAUUACCACAACAGCCAGGGCCCCUUCUACAUCUGCAAGGUGCUGGGUAUCUUCUUCUACGUCAACAUGUAUGCCAGCAUCCUGUUCCUCAGCCUGAUCAGUCUGGAUCGCUACCUGAAGAUCAUCAAGCCUGUGUGGGUCCUGAGAAUCCACAGGGUGCGGUGGAGCCACCGGGCGUCCUUCUCGGUGUGGGCAAGCCUGAUCCUGGGCAUGUCUCUGUUCUUCCUCAGGAAUGACAGGCAGCAACCCUGUGACAAGAUCUGCUUUCACUUCCACCAUAAAGGUCUCCUGGGGGCCCUGGCCAACCUCACCAUGGUGGCCUUCUUCUGUGCCAUCUUCAUCCUCUUCCUCUGCUUCUACGCCAGCAUAACCACCAAGGUGAGGACCAUGUCCUUGGGGAACCUGGACCCCAAGGCCCAGCGGAAAAAGAGCAGGGUGGUCCGGAAGACUUUUGUGGUGCCGGUGAUCUUCACACUGUGCUUCCUGCCAUACCACCUGGUGCGAGUGCCCUACGUGCUGGCCCAAAUGGAUCUGAUUCAGGCCCUGGAAAGUAAGCAGAUUCUUCACAUCCUCAAUGAGCUCACUCUGCUCCUGUCUUCCCUCAACAGCUGUCUGGACCCCAUAAUCUACUACUUCCUGUCUUGCACCUAUAGGAGGACUAUCCUCUGUGCCCUGCAGGGGCAGUUCAAGACCAUGUAUGCUGUUAACAGUAGACGCAACAGUAGACGCAUCAGUAUUAAUCAAUCUUUUACAGAGAUAUAGAGCUAUCUAAGGCAGGGAGUUUUUAACAUUUUGCAUGGGGUUAAAAAUCUAUUUAGAUUAGUAACUGAGAAAUGAUGUAUAAUAAUGUACAGUACAUGUUAAUCCUGUUUAUACUAUUGACUCUAUAAAAUAAAGUAUAGAAGGGUAUUAUUGAAUGUACAUUAUGAAAGAUUAACAUAUAUAUAUAUAUGAACUCUUGUUAUCAAGUUCUUACUGGCCUUUGUAGAUAUAAUUGUUGGUCCAGUAAGAAUGGUGUUUGUAUAAGUAUCUAUACAGUCUGUUAUUUGAGUAUAUUACUCACACUUAUGGUGACCUUAGGUUGUCAUGGUUAAAAGGGCAUUAUAAACCAGGUGGUUCGAGCCCUGAUUGGUGAUGCUGAUUGGCUGAAAGCCGUGGUAUGCCACGGAUAUGUCCCCCCCCAAAAAAGGUUUAUUGUCACAACCUCUGUCUGAAAACGUAUGAAUUCGAUGAAGUACUAACAAAAGCUGUAAUGGCCAUGUUGUGUCAGUCUUGUACACUUUUUAAAAUAUAUUUUUCUGCCAUGAGAUCAAUGAAUGUAUAUUUCCACACAAUAGAGAGCCUAGGAGUUUAUUUAUGUGGAUAUUUGCCUUUUACAGUUGCAAAAGUUAAGUACUGAUUAAGUUCACCAAAGUUCAUUUCAUUUGAUGUUCAUGAGGGAUUGUCUCCUCAGAUAACACUGAGACUUUUAUUUUCUGGCUUUCAAAGCAUUUCUAUUAAAUGUAUAUUAAAUGAUAAUAGAGUACUGAUCAAUUUAAGUAAGCAUGUGAGUAGUAUGUAUAGAAGAGGCAGUAUAUUAUCAAACUUUUAAGUAGUCUAAUCCAAUCACUGUCAGGAUUCACUCAGUUAUUCAGUAAUUUAUCAAAUAAAUGAUGGGUUGAAUUAUUUAGUUUUAUCACCUACUGCACAAAAACAGGCUGGGCUUCGACUAACAGCAUAGAUUGAUCACAGAUAAGUGGCAGAGCAGAGGAAAGAGUGAAAUACCUGUUGUUCAAAGCCAGAAGCUCACUUUGAUGAUAUCACUGUCACUGGUGGAUGAUCAGCAGCCUUUCAUUAAAGAGAACAAAGCCAUUUCCAGUCUUUAUCUUGGAUAAAUACUGUUUGGUGCGUAUUUAGGCUUAUUGCAUUUGGAUGAGUUGAUCUUGCCGUACAAUACCUGAAGUAACAAUGUCCAUAGCUGACAAACACAUUUUUUUGUCGUUUGUAUAAUAGCUUGUAAAUGAUCCUUUGUCUGACAUUUCAAACCGAUUCUUAUCCUUUUUAAUCAAGGCAGUGCACAGACCUUUCAGGGGGCAGGUGCUCAAAAUAAAAACACUUUCAUAAUUCAUAUCUUGAUAUUCCUAAAAUAUAAACUGCCUCUGUAGUGAUGUAUUUUUAUUUUGAAGAAAAGGGCUAUUUAUUUGUACAGUACACUCAUUACAAAUUGUAAGCCUCCUAAAGACAUGAUUGACAGGGGAAAGAGGGUGGGCUUUCAGCUUGUCAUUGUUGAUAAUUGAUGUUAAUCUGCUAGUAAGCUAGCUUGAUAAAAAAAUAAAAAAAUUGUACUGAU
This is a messenger RNA of Oncorhynchus mykiss (rainbow trout), 2881 nucleotides long. Its product is annotated as P2Y purinoceptor 14-like. NCBI's taxonomy places the organism in Eukaryota, Metazoa, Chordata, Actinopteri, Salmoniformes, Salmonidae. Gene Ontology annotation, molecular function: G protein-coupled receptor activity; oxysterol binding. Gene Ontology annotation, biological process: G protein-coupled receptor signaling pathway. The record is from RefSeq and is a predicted model, not a curated record. Gene Ontology annotation, cellular component: membrane.